Molecule: messenger RNA, 4561 nt
Organism: Phycodurus eques (leafy seadragon)
Lineage: Eukaryota; Metazoa; Chordata; Actinopteri; Syngnathiformes; Syngnathidae
Exons: 15
Coding region: 105-4169 (1354 amino acids)
Biological process (GO): positive regulation of translation
Cellular component (GO): cytosol; cytoplasmic stress granule
Molecular function (GO): mRNA 3'-UTR binding
Source: RefSeq, a predicted model, not a curated record
CACCGAAACGCCUAACGUUAGCACGCUAACUAGCUAGUUUAAGCGGGAGAGCAGAUAUCUGUACAGUACUUUCUACUCUUGGCUUUGUCAAAAUAUAAGACAAGAUGGGCUGCUGCUUCAGCAAGGAGGCCGGGCCGGGUCGGGCCACCGAGAGAAGCAGCCUGCUACACACACCGUGCCAAGACCAUAUCCACGACGGCGCGGAGCAAGUGAGGCACCAGGCCGUGGCUGUCGCUCAACAUGUGUGCCUGGAGGAAGAAGAAGAAGAGGCUGAACUGGACCACCGGGAGGCUCGUCCAGGAUUUGACAGCAAAGUGCGGAUGGUGGUCAAUGAGAAGAAUCUCCAAGUGAGGAGCGCUCACGAGGGGGAGCCGGAUAUUCUUAUCCCGGCCGCCACAAGCGUUGCGGCGGACUCGGCAGCGGGCUUGACCCGCUCCCCCUCGCACAGCUGUGAGCCGGCGCCCUAUAUGGAGGUGCUCAGCCAGAGUCCGGCCCGGCAAAACAUUGUGGAGAACGCCACCCGGCGAGCCCUGUGGUUCACUCAGAAUUUUGCGGGUCAGAAGCUCCUCCAGCCAGAAGGUUGUUGGUCUGCUUCUGCUGUAGUGAGCCACGUAAACUGCGGCGAGGUGUCUCACAAUUCAAAGUUGUCAUCCAGCUUGGGACAGGAUCAGGUUUCCCUCAUAAGCGAGGACUGCAUUGUCACAACAACACUGGGUCAGAACUUCCAAACGAGGACUCAGAAGUUCUACAGCAUCUGCUCCAUAGAUACCGAUGACCUUGACCACGAUGACCACGGCCAGGCGCAGACAUCUGCAACAUGUGCCGGUCCCAGUCCGUCACAGACCGCCUCACCUCUUCCUCCUCUAUUUCCACAGCCGCUCGACCCGCACCUGCACCCAUCGCCUCUGGCCAGCGCUUCAGGAAGAAUCUCAGGCCGUCGAGUCGAUCCGCACGUGGCAAAGGGAACGCCUGAAGGAAACAUGUCGAGUUCAACAAGUGCGGAAGAUGACUCGUGUGUGCAGACAUGUGACAGGAUGACAUUGACAGAGCAGACAGUGUCUUCAGAUGUCCAAAUGCUAGCGCAAACAUCUGCCAUCAUCCUGGAAAACCAACUAGGCCACGUCCAACAUUCACAACCAGCUAGUGAAAGUCCCAAAGAAGUCCAUUCCUUUCUAGAAGCUGACGUUACGGAGCAGCACUUCGAGGAAGAAGAUGGAUGUCCGCUGCAGAGAAAAGAUGAGGGCCCUGUGAGUAAAAUUGUCAAAGACGAGAUCAUCCACAGCAUAACUCUCACGCAACUGUCCGCUCCAGCCAUCCUUUUAACCAUGCCCCACCAGUGUGGAGGAGGAGAACCUCCUCAACUAGAUGAUGAAGUUGACUCGUAUGACCAGAUGACGCUAACAGAGCAGAGUGCAUCUUCAGAGGUCCAAAUCCCGAAGGAAACACCCGCCACCUUCCAGGAGAACCAACUAGAUCAUGUCAAACAUUCACAAGCGGCGAGUGUAAGUCCCAAAGAAGUCAAUCAUUCACAUCAGAGCUGCAGUCCAGAACCUGACGUCACGGAGCAACACAACGAGGAAGAAGAUAAAUGUUCACUACAGAGAGUAGAUGACGUCCUUGCGAGUGAAAGUGAGGAAGACGAGGUCAUCCAUAGCAUCAUGACUCCCACACAAGUGUCCUCUCCCCAUAUCCUCUCAACCACGGCCCACCAGUGUGGAAGAGUAGAAGCUUAUCGACUAAAUGAUGAAGUAGACUCGUGUGGUCGGAUGACACUUAUGGACCAGAGUGCGUCUCCAGAGGUCCAAACUUUAAAGUUAAAACCUGCCACCUUCAAGGAGAACCAACUAAACCACGUCCAAUAUUCACAACCGGCAAGUGAAAGUCCUAAAGUCCCUCAUUCCGUUCUGAGCUGCAGUCCAGAACCUGAUGCCACUGAGGAACACAACGAGGAAGAAGAUAAAUGUCCAAAAAGUGAGGAAGAUGAGAUCAUUUACAGCAACACUGCCCUCCCACAAGUUUGCUCGACCCCCAUCCUCUCAACCACGCCCCACCAAUGUGAAAGUGUCGAAUCUCCUAGACUAGAUGAUGAAGACACGAGGAUGAAAGGCAGUUCACCUGCAGUCCAGGUCAUCUCUGAGCACAACACAAGUUCUGGAAGCUGCCACAAAUCUGACCUGGAAGCGGUGCAUACAAACCUAGAUUGUCUUUAUUCAAAGUCAUCACUUGAGAAGACAAGCGGUGACAGCCUGGAAUCGCCACAGGAAGUGUGUGAGGAAGAGGGAAAGACAACAGAGGGUCCGAGUGAUCCUCCAGAAGCAGUGCACUCGCCUCCGGAGGAAUGUCCAAAAACUUCCACUUGCUAUUCUUCCCACGCUGAAAUGUUCAACACGUGUCUUCCGGACGAGGUUUCAUCCCAGCAGCAGAACAACAGCGUCCCGGUGGAACCAGACCAGCUGGAUGUUCACGCGCUAACGCCAUCUUAUGAGAUCCACUUCCUGGGUCAGGAGGCACCCGGUGAGGAGUGCGAGGGCGGCAUGCGGGAGUUGGUGUCGGAGCUGCUGGGGGAGGAUACGGACGCUUCCGUGUGCCACCUGGAUCACCAGACCUGGAUCGGGCCAGCAGCAGAGGACGGCCGCCGGGCAUGGGUCCAGCCGGCGCCGCAAACUCAGGAGACGACCGCAGAGCCACAGCCCAGUGCGGUACUGCUGGGAGCGUUCCCGUACAGUACCGUCAUGCCUCUGGUGCCGUGUGAGUGGGCCUGGCACGCGGGCUGCCCUCAGGUCACCCUGAACCCUGAUGCUGAGGUAUGGACUGGAUGCAGCUACAACUUCUCGCAGGCACAGCAGCCGUGGCUGCACGUCCCCACAGAGCAGAACCAAGAACUGCAUGUGGAGCUGGACCACAUGAACCUGGCUGAAACUGAACCCAAAACAGCAGAGAACCACGUCCCACCAGAACGACACGCAGGUGAGCUGAUGGACCAGCUGAGGUCUGUGUUGGAGAUCUGUCUGAGCAGGGAGCACCUGGCCAGCGACUUGUACCUCCAGUCUCAGAUGGAUGACGAGCAGUACGUUUCCAUAGAGACGCUGGCCGGCAUCCACACCAUCAAGCGUAUCUGCGCCGACUUGCAGCUCGUAACAGACGUCGUAAAAACUCUGCCGCAGGUCCAGAUGUCGCUGUGCGGGCAUAAAGUGCGAGCCAACCACUUUCAAUAUCUCCUUAUCCUGCGGGAGAUCCCCAGCAGCACCCCACGCGAGGAAAGACUAGUGGAAGCCCUCUUCAGUGACCAGAAGCUGCCCAAGUUCCUGAGCUGUGAGUUUGUGAGCAGCGACAACUGGUUCAUCACCUUCAGAUCAGAGGCCGACGCUUACCAGGCCUACAAAUACCUGCGAGAGGAGGUUCAGGUGUUCCAGGGGAAGCCCAUCAUGGUGAGGAUGAAAGCCAAAUCAACGACCUUCGCGUCGCGUGCGCCUUUAAGUGGCUGCGGCCCAACCCGGCCCAACAUCCUGGUCGAUCACCAGGUGUCCUAUUUGCCGCCAGACGCCUACCAACAGCUUUACGAUUUCACCUACCCCACGUGGUCCGAGUCAGCAUACUCGGACUGUGUUGAGACACUUGAGCUCAACAGCGCCCUGAACGGCUUCCCGGCAUCGCCUUACUUCCAACGUCACGGCCCACACAGGAGCAGGAGGGGCUCCAGGACGUCAGGCGCAGAUCAAACCAGGAGUCAAAAGGAUUCCUCUUACCCGGGGGAUAAAACCUCAGAGGAGAUCUCCUCUUUGUCGAGGCCGGCUGGAGUGUGGUCCCACUCCAGAGGCAACGGGCCUCAUCACAGCAGACGCCCCAACAGGCUGACUGCAGCGCCACAUUCAGUGGGAGGAAGGCCUGUAAACAGAGAUCAGAGGAGGAGAGAGAACCAGUGGUCUGCUACCAAGACAGCUGUAGUGCAUCAUAAAGAGCCUUCAACUCGCCGCCAGCCGUCUCCCAUUGAGCUCGGAGUCUCGAACUUCCCUCCCCUCUGCGUGAAGAAGACGCCUGAACGGGCAGAACCUUCGUCCACCUCCACCGAUGACAUCACCAGUGAGCAAGCGUCCCAGAAGCUGAGCUACGCUGCCAUCUGCCAGAAAUCUUCCUCUGGUAGGUCGGCGCCGUCCGUUGAAGAGAAGUAGAUGGAGCAAAACACCGAAAGUGCAAUGUUAACUUGCACCUGGUGGAUUUUACUAAUGCAGUGUUGUCAGGUUUAGAAUGUUUUCACGUCUGUUCCGUUUCCUCAUUGCUAAUUUGUGUUUCCUGCUUUUAUAGUUGUUUAUGUGAGUUUGUUUUUGUCGCCAGUGGCUGUGAGCGGCACUUCCUCUGCGCUCGCUGUUCGUUCUUCACUCACAUUCUGUUAGCAAUGUCGGUGAGAUUUUGCAGUCAGAUUUAUUUUGUUUCUUUCUCUCUGCCUGAGUUUCAUCAUUCUGUUUUCAUGUAAACCCCUCAGUGCUCUCUGCAAGCCGUUUGUGUCCACCUCACCUCCUUUUUCUUAACCAUUUAAGUUGUGUUAAUACAAAUGUGAUGAAAC